AUGGCUCAGCAAGACAAGUCCUCCUUCGUACAGGCCAAUGAAGCUGUUUCAUAUUUGAAGAGUCGUCUGCAUGAGGGGUUGCAAACCCCGCAAGUGGCUAUUGUAUGUGGCUCUGGACUGGGCGGAUUGGCAGACACUGUUCAGUCAGAACCCAGAGCGGAAUACGACUAUUCAUCGAUCCCUCAUUUCCCUCAACUAACAGUUGCCGGGCAUGCUGGCAAGCUGGUAUUUGGCUUCCUCGGACAGCAGAUCCCCGCAGUGCUGAUGGUUGGCCGUGCUCACUAUUACGAGGGCCAUUCUAUGGACCGGGUAACAUUUCCCAUCCGCGUGUUCAAGCAGCUGGGGGUGAACACCGUCGUGUGUGAGUACCUACUUAUCUGCUACAAGCUGUGUGGAUCAUCUAAGGUUGGCAGGGGCGCACCCCUGAGGGGAGUCAAUGCCGAAGAUUUCGGAGUUCGCUUCCCACCGCUCUCGGACGCAUACGACCUUGACCUUCGACGUCGUGUGCACCAAGCUUGGAAGGAAGUCAUCCCGUCUCGAAGUACCAGGAAGUUACAUGAGGGCGUCUACGCUUUCGUUGGAGGGCCCACUUAUGAAACGAGGGCCGAGAGCCGAAUGCUUCGAAUGCUAGGCGCCGACGUUGUCGGCAUGUCAACCGUUCCAGAGAUUGUGGUGGCUCGGCACUGUGGCCUUCGCGUGCUGGCCUUCAGUCUGGUCACAAACAAGGCGGUACUGGCGCCGGUGCCUCGCGGCGACGAACUUUUGCUCCAGGAUAAAGACGCAGGUGAGCUGACGGCGAUCCUGGAAGAGGGCAAGGCCGGACAUGAAGAAGUCCUGGAGGCUGGCCGAACGGCCGCUCUUGAUAUGCAGGGACUGGUAGUGCAGACUCUUGUGAAUACCUUCAGCCGGAAAUAG
Molecule: messenger RNA, 915 nt
Organism: Penicillium maclennaniae
Lineage: Eukaryota; Fungi; Ascomycota; Eurotiomycetes; Eurotiales; Aspergillaceae
Product: purine-nucleoside phosphorylase
Exons: 6
Coding region: 1-915 (304 amino acids)
Biological process (GO): nucleoside metabolic process
Cellular component (GO): cytoplasm
Molecular function (GO): purine-nucleoside phosphorylase activity
Source: RefSeq, a predicted model, not a curated record